Messenger RNA from Emericellopsis cladophorae, 351 nucleotides. RefSeq lists its product as uncharacterized. Lineage: Eukaryota; Fungi; Ascomycota; Sordariomycetes; Hypocreales; Bionectriaceae. The record is from RefSeq and is a predicted model, not a curated record. The transcript is spliced from 2 exons. Bases 1 to 351 code for a protein of 116 amino acids.
AUGGUCCGCAGAGGGAAGAUAAGGAUGUCGCCAGGGGAAGUCCCAACGCUGUGGCUAGCCUCCGGCGUACGGCCGAGCGCCAUGGUCCCAGCCCAUGGCACGCCGGAGAAUGUAUCGCGGGAGUGGACAGUCCCAGUUGACAUGUCCAACGAGACAUACACGCUGUUCGACGGGGAAGAACCUGACAGUGGAGUGGACAUGCGCUUGCGGACACGGACUCGAGCCCCCAUGGGCAUCAUGAUCCGCCAUCUCAUCAUGGCCGAGGACGUCCAAUACGAAAUCACCCUCUGCGACAUUGACUACCUCAACCUCCAGUCGCCCACCGCCCGCGCAUGCUCGUCCGACAGAUAA